UGGGCGACUGAGGGCUAGGUUGUGUAUCGCCAGCGUAGUUCAUGAAAUUCCUGGCGUGUUUGAGACAGAAUUGAUUACUAGCCAUUGGACUCUGAAUCAUCUUCCUACUCAAGAAUCGUGAAGUGGAAUGUUUACAUGGGGAAUACUAUGUUAUAGAUAACAAGAUGGCAGUGGUAAAACUUCUUUUGGAAAGUGUUCGACGAGACAUUGUCACAGUCGUUGAUUCGGUUGUCAACCAUCAAAGGGUUUAGAUCAUUUCCACAUAAUCGAUUUGUCUCAGAUAAUAGCGAGCUUUCUUGUCACCCUGUUAUCAUUUGUCGUGAAUGAUUGGACUCUCAAAUCGUAAGUAACUUAAUAACACCGAUUUCUCCGAGAUAGGAAUUUGUUGAAACAAGCUAGCUGCUGUAGUCAGUAUCUGGUUCGGGGAUUUAACUGGAAUUGAAUGUGACAAAGAUAAGAUAUUGUAUCAGUGCACUUUAUGGACCCAGAGCUUCAUUAAGGGAUUAUAUUUAAACCCCUGCACACGGGGGAGUCGUUGGCAUUUCUGGAGGAACUCCAGACUGACCACCAUAUCCCUUCAACGCUAUUCAUAGACUGACCAAUGUAGUUCGUCAGAAUUAAAUGGCAUCAUACAACUACAACCAACGAGGUCUGCCACAGAAACCCGUCCCAGCUCCCCGGGGAGCCAGAUCACCAAACUCGCCCCAUGGAAACCCUAUGUCUGCCAUGAUGGACCAACCAAUGUCAUCGCAGGUGAUGGCUGCUGCGGCAGCUGGUAUGGCCGCAUCUGGACAGGCAAUGAACGAUAAUCGUGCAAAGGCCGUCUUAAAAGAGGCUGUGGAUGCAGUGGUCAACAGCUUUGCCAAACAUUCACAUGGAUAUGGACGAGUGAAUGUGGUGGAAGCAUUACAAGAGUUCUGGCAGAUGAAGCAGGAUCGUGGGGCAGACCUGAAGAACGGAGCCCUGGUGGUAUACGAAUCUCAGCCGUCGUCUACACCGCCUUACGUUUGUUAUGUCUCACUCCCAGGGGGAAGCUGCUUCGGCAGUUUUCAGCAUUGCCCCACGAAGGCCGAAGCCCGAAGGAGUGCUGCCAAAAUAGCCCUGAUGAAUUCCGUAUUUAAUGAGCACCCAUCACGCAUGAUUACAGACGAGUUCGUAGAUCAUGCUGUACGUGAUGCCGCUGGUUCUUUUCAGGGAGCCCCUGAGCAGGCAGACAACCCAGCCACAGGAAUCGGUGCCUUUCGUUUUAUGUUGGAGGCCAAUAAAGGCCGCACUAUGUUAGAAUUCCAAGAACUGAUGACAGUGUUUCAGCUACUACACUGGAACGGAAGUCUGAAGGCAAUGCGUGAACGCAACUGUUCCCGACAGGAAGUGCUGGCACACUACUCACACCGCGCUCUGGACGACGACAUGCGCUCACAGAUGGCUCUUGAUUGGAUAGCCCGCGAACAGGAGGUGGACGGCAUCAUUAGUCGGGAAUUAGAAAUUUCAGAAAAAGAACUCGAAAGUGCUAGAUUAGCUGGUCGUGAGUUACGGUUCUUCAAGGAAAAGAGAGACAUUUUGGUGCUGGCGUUGAGUCAGAUUGGACCCCCAGAGAGCAUGGCAUGAAAGCAUUAGUACCAAAUUAAUUCACGAGCCAAAAUAUACAGCAUAUAUACAAUUACCGUAGACUAGAGAAAUCAACUCUCUAGCUACAUGUUAAAUUUCUGAAGCAUUGCUUGAUUUGUUUCAAUUGGAAGAGAUCUUUCACUAGAAUUUAUGUUCUUACUAAAGACUGUUUUUACAGAUAGUUCCUUUGUACAAGUAUAAUUUACUUAACAUUUUUUUGAGAUACCAAAAAUUUGGAUCAGUCUUCUAGGUUGUUUAAGUUACCAAAAAAUUAUACAAAUGUAUCAAUUUUCCAGUCUUAAACAAAUGAAAAAUGCUAACAUAUUUUCUGUAAAUUUAUGUUUUUUAUAUUUAAAUUUUAUUUAUUAUUUAAUUUGAAAUAUCCUACGGGAUACUUAAACUAUACUUUCCAAAGGUAAUGAGAUUUUGUCGAGUUUUGUUCUGUCACAUAAUUUAGUCUGCCAAAAAAGAAAAGGUUGUAAGAAAAACAAUUGUUUCUAACUGUUUUUCAUCCUGAUUAUUCAUAAGGAUUUUUUCAUGUUGUUUAAUUAAUUUGUACAAGUAACUACAAUGUACUUUAUCUUGAUCAGAUGCUAAAGACAACUGUAAUGUUUUUAGAACGAUGAAGCAAGCUGUAUUAAACUAAAUUAUAAUCAUACCAAAAUCGUUGAUCUGAAUCAGAAUUACUCCAGUAAUUUUGCUCAACAAUUGUCUCUUUCGUUCGUGAUUGUUUAUAUAAUUACAAAUAUAACCUAUAUUCAGAAUGGAAUUAAUGUAAAUAUUUGUUCAUGGAAAGAUUUAAUGUGUUUUGAUAAAAAAAAUUAAUUCAAUUUACUCAUAUACAAGUACUAUAAGAUAUAAUAUUAAACUGCAUUUGUACUUUGGUUAAGUGGUAAAUUAAAAAUGCUCAUUUCAUGUUAACUGUCCAUAUUUCAUUCAGACGUCAUUUCAUUUAUUAACUUUCUGUAAAUCAUUUUAGUAUAGGGUUGAUAAGACACUGACAAAAAAGUUUGGAAAUUAAAAAAACAUAAAUGUGUUUAUCAAAAUGAAUAAGAACUGUUUAACACAUAAAGGAGAUUUUUCAGUUACAUGUGACAUAUUCCACUUGUACUGCAAAACUAAUAAUGAUAAUUUGAUGCGGAAAGUAUAUAUUAAUGGGAUUCUGUGUGCUAUACUGUAAACAAAAUUUUUUCCAUAUGCACAGAAGAUUAAAAUUCGUGAAAAUUAAUUACUGCGAAAAUGGUUUCAAUCACAGGUACAGUAGGCCUUUUAUGACUGUAAAUCACAACAAAAAAUUGCCAUGAAAAACUUGUUAGGUAUGAAAACAUAAAUUAAGUCGUCAUGAAAAUAACUUUGUUUACAGUAGUAUACAGUACAGAUAUCAUCAUAAAUCAUACAAAUUGUUUUAUCUACGCUUGGAUUUAAAAUGGUUCAAAAUUGUAAAUAUAGUCUCUAUGGAAGUAUUAUAUAGAAAUUAUAUUUUUUAUAGAUAUAGAUAUUAUUUUCUGUCAACUUACUCUCGUACAAUGUCGUGAAUGUGUCCUGAGUGUAAGUGAUUUUCUUUUGUAUGUUUUCUAUUGUUGUUCUGUAUGUAAGUUUCUGUUAUUGUUUCCGUGUGUCCUACACUCGACAUUGUCCAUUUCUAAUACUCAAAGGAGUCUAUAAGCAUGAAAACUGUAUGGGUCGAUCAUUAUUUUCAUUUGUUUUUCUCUUAAAUGACAUUGAUGAACUGUAAGUUCAGAGCAAAUUACAUGUAUUGUAUUAUUAAAUGUAGGCAUGAAUAUUUUUACAAUAUGACAUAUUAGAAUUGGAAGAACAAAUUCAAAGUAGAGAAAAAUGUUCAUGGUAUGGAUAUUUUGAUAUCUAUAUAGCUAUUUUCAAGCCAGCUCAGUUCAGAUUAUAUACAGUUGUAUAUACAAUUAUCUAAUAACCUAUAUGCAUUUAGUGGGUAUCAGUGUGCCACAAAAUUAACUUUUAAUUUUCCAAAACUGCUGUCUCCUGAAAUAACACAUAUUUACGUCUUUAUAUGAAAUUGUACAUCAAAACAUCUUAAUAAUGGAACAAAAAUUGUGUCCUGUGUGGUUCUAGAUCCACUGUAUAGCUUUUAUAUACAGUAGAUAUAUUCCUAACUUCUAAGCCGCUUAUUCAUGUCCCUGUAUCAAAAUCAUUGUUCAUAAAAACCUGCAAAACAUCCAUUUCUUGGUAUUAAACUGAAAAUCCAAUACAAAAUAUGAGCUUUCAUCUGCGAAGCAUAGAUGCAGUCAUUGUAUAUAAAGUUAUCAGAUUUGAUUUCUGCAAUCAAGUAUGAAGUGUGAAUGUAUUGUACUCCUUUAAAUCCACUUUAAAAUGUAAUUGUCAUCAAUACAUAGAAGAGUUGUUGGACCAUCUUAUCAGUUUACAGUUUUUACCAGAAUAUUCUUUUCAGAAAGGGCUUCCAUAUAUCUGGUAUUGUCAUUCAUGGGUAUAUUUGUAUAGAUUUAUACAUUUCAUCUUCUCUGUUAUUUGUUGUGAACCAAAAAUCAUAAUUGAAAUUUUUGUAUCUAUUCAUAAAAUAUCAACAAAUUGAUGUUGUUUAAGUGCUGUUCAUCAAACCUUUUUGAUUGUUAAGAAACAGAUCUAGCUGAAAGAUUUUAACUAAACGUACAGAACGUCAUUUUAAUUAAACCAAGUUGAAUUUUUUUUCAGAAUUAAUUUUCUAAUAUAUAUAUUCUUAUAAAUACAGCAUUGCAGUAGAAUUUGUUUUCUAAUUACAUGGCUAUUAAAAGUUUGAAAAAAUUCAGCAUUCAUUUUUCAAAAUUUAUACAUACAAUGGAAUUUUUCAUUUUAUGUCACCAUUGUGUUGAUAUCCUCAUUGUAAUCUACCCAUGUUGAAAUCAUGAUUUCUCUUUUUUAAGUGUUCAUAUUAUGGAUUUUAUUACCCCUGUGAUUAUAUACAGGAAUGGUAGAUUGAGGAUAUUCAUCCAUAACGAAACUUAAUCAUCCAUUGGAUAUAUUUCAUCUCAUCUAAUUAACCAAGAGAAGUCGUUUUGGUUCGCAGAGUAAUAUGAUUUUUCUCGUACCCCUAAAAAGGAUUAAAAAAAAUAUGUAAUAAUUGUGCUUGUCUUAUUUCCAGUAUAUUUCGAAAUGGUGAAAUAUUUUCAAUUUUAUGGUUUCAAAAUGUGCAUGUUUUACAUACGUUUCACCAUAUGUGUGAAAUAGCUAUAUCUCGCCUUGCAUGAGAAAACACGAGUGGAAGGUGAAUCGAGUCGAAGGUUUUACGUUUGAGAUUUUUUCCUGUUUGGGGUAGGAGAAGAGUAUAUCUCUUAUAAGUGCAAUACUAAGUCACUAUCAGUGUAGUAACAAAAACAAGGUGUAAAGGGUAAUGCUAGUAUAUAUGGAUCAAAGUUGUUUUAGUUUUACUCAGUGUACAUAUCAAAGUUUAUAAAAACUCAUCCUUGUAUUCGUUUAGGAUUUGGGAAGAGCGAUCUGUCUAUAAUUAUACUGACAAUGCCUUGUUUGUUUGCUGUUGUGUCUGGUAGGACAAUUGAAGUGUUUAAUAUAUUUAUAUAUGGUAUUGUAUUGUAAAAAUUAAUGCUUUGUUGUUACCAGUGAUUUUAUUAGAAAAUGUUGGGGCCUGUUUGUUUAUGCGGACAAACUGGUUCGUCAGUUUUUAAAUGUAUUAUUUCAAACAUAUAUCUUGAUGGACCUGCAAAUGUUUAUUAAUACAGGCCUUGGAAGUUUUUGUCGAGGCUUGUCUGAAAACAAUAUAAACUCACCAGGUCCGUCUUUAUUUCAUAAACGAACAAACAACUGGUCGAUCUGUUUGGACUGUGGAAACGAAAACAGCCUUUGGUCUAUGUUGAAAGGGAGAUAACUUACCUUUUUCAUACGAGAUAUUUGACAUGUGUAUAUAAUUAGCAUAACCAGAAAACUUACAAAAAAGUUUGUUUUAAAUUAUCUAUUUAUUUACACAAAAUUAUAAAUAAGUCACCAUAUAAAUACAAAACAAAUUUUAAGGAACAAAAUAUGUUUAUAAAUACGAUUAAUUUUGUUACUUUGUAAAAUUAUUUUUUCUGCCUAUUGUCUAUGGGUUGAGUAAUAGUAGAAUGGUUCAGUGCUGUGUUCUGUAAAAAAAAUCUUAAAUGUGUUUAUAACAAGCGCUAAAUUGCCAAGAUAUGUCAAAUUUUAGCCUGUAUACACCUUAUGUUACUUGGGUGGGAAAGUGAAGAUCCAAGUUAUAUUCAAUGAAUCUCUUUAGUUUGAUAAUUCCAUGAACAAUGUUAGAUCUUUUACAACACUCAUCAAUAUCAUUUCCAUCUUAAAUUAAUCGCAUUCUACCAGUAAUAAUGUUUUCUUAUUUAAACCAUCAUAUGAAUUGGAACUUUUGACCAUAAUAUGAAUUGGAACAAAACAUUCUCUGAACCAAUGUCAAGGAAAAUCAAUGAAGUAUAUGUUUAUUUAGACAUUUAUGUUUAUCCAGAAAAGUAAUUUCUUACUCUAGUGCUAAUUUAUGUAUGCAUCAAUUUUCUGCUUCAUUUUCAACCCAUUGAAGUUAUUUUGCAUUCAUGGUGUAUAUGAAAACAUUAAAAGAUUUUGUUGGGGCUUAUCGAUAUACAUGUAAAUGCUGUAUACCCAGUGGCUUCAUUUUUAAUCAAAACAGCAUUGUAAACGUAAGAAAAUGUGUUAUAUUCAAAAAUGCUUGCUGUUGCAAUCCCAACUUGCUCUACAUAUAUAUCAUAGGGUGUUCUGGUAAACACUACUGGACUGACACUAGUAUAUUUCUCAUGCAUGUGAUAUAAUUGUUCAUUGUAGAUGUCUUUAAAUAUUUUGUUGUCAACGCGAUGCUGAUGUAUGGAAGAUGUCAGCUUUUUUGUAAGUUAUAUAUAUGAGGCUUCUCUUGUUAUUUGGCAUAAUAUAAAAAAAUUAUUAACCAAUAAAACACUCUUGCCAUAGGUAAAA
Molecule: messenger RNA, 6546 nt
Organism: Pecten maximus
Lineage: Eukaryota; Metazoa; Mollusca; Bivalvia; Pectinida; Pectinidae
Product: protein limb expression 1 homolog
Exons: 4
Coding region: 622-1608 (328 amino acids)
Biological process (GO): autophagosome maturation
Cellular component (GO): cytoplasm
Source: RefSeq, a predicted model, not a curated record